CCGGUGUCAGACCUGGGUGAGCGCUGGCAGUUCCGCGGCGGGGAUGCUGAGGAGCGGUGGGUCCGCGAGCAGCCGUCGCCACUGCGGACUUCAGAAGCACCCUGGGCCGUGAAAACCCGUGCGCCGCGGCCGAUCCCAGGCUUCUGAGGCCAUUCAUCGCUCCAGAAGCUGGACGAGAGGAGAGUCCAGCGAGGCAGCGGCCGUUCCCGGAUUCUGGGCUCUCGGAACGUCCUGGAACCUUGAGAGAGAGAGCCCGGGGUUCUAGAACCUCCCCAGCGGCCCCCAGUCCCGGCUUCCUGCGUGCGUCCGUCCACUACACCCUCCAGUGCACUGGUCGUCGGCGAGCCGCGGCUGGGUCCUGGCGCACACCAUGAUCGUUGCGGACUCUGAAUGCCGCGCGGAGCUUAAGGGCUACCUGCCGUUCUCCCGGGGCAGCGGCGGCGGCCCUGGGGCCGGAGAGGAGCAGAGGGAGAGGCGGGUGCGGGGCGGCCCUCGGGGGCCCAGCGCCUUCAUCCCAGUGGAGGAGGUCCUUCAGGAGGGAGCUGAGAGCCCCGAGCAGAACCUGGGACUGGAGGCGCUGAUGUCCUCGGGGCGGGUGGACAACCUGGCCGUGGUGAUGGGCCUGCACCCCGACUACCUUAUCAGAUUCUGGCGCCUGCACUACCUGCUGCUGCACACAGAUGGGCCCCUGGCCAGCUCCUGGCGCCACUACAUCGCCAUCAUGGCUGCCGCCCGCCACCAGUGUUCCUACCUGGUGGGCUCCCACAUGGCCGAGUUUCUGCAGACUGGUGGUGACCCCGAAUGGCUGCUUGGCCUCCACCGUGCCCCUGAGAAGCUGCGCAAGCUUAACGAGAUCAACAAGUUGCUGGCACAUCGGCCAUGGCUUAUCACCAAGGAGCAUAUCCAGGCCUUGCUGAAGACAGGCGAGCAUAGCUGGUCCCUGGCUGAGCUCAUCCAGGCCCUGGUCCUGCUCACCCACUGUCACUCACUGGCCUCCUUUGUGUUUGGCUGUGGCAUCCUGCCUGAGGGGGACCCGGAGGGCAGCCCUGCCCUCCAGGCACCUUCGCCCCCCAAUGAGCAAAGCAGCCCCCCGAGCAGGGACUCACUGAACAGUUCUGGGGGCUUCGAGGCCGCCCGAGACGUGGAGGCUCUGAUGGAACGCAUGAGGCAGCUUCAGGAGAGCCUGCUGCGGGACGAGGGAGCAUCCCAGGAGGAGAUGGAGAGCCGCUUUGAGCUGGAGAAGUCGGAGAGCCUGCUGGUGACCCCCUCAGCUGACAUUCUGGAGCCUUCUCCACACCCAGACAUGCUAUGCUUUGUAGAAGACCCCACUUUCGGAUAUGAGGACUUCACCCGGCGAGGGGCUCAGGCGCCCCCCACCUUCCGUGCCCAGGACUAUACCUGGGAGGACCAUGGAUACUCACUGAUCCAGCGGCUCUACCCUGAAGGAGGGCAGCUGCUGGAUGAGAAGUUCCAGGCGGCCUAUAGCCUCACCUACAACACCAUGGCCAUGCACAGCGGCGUAGACACCUCCAUGCUCCGCAGGGCCAUCUGGAACUACAUCCACUGCGUCUUCGGCAUCAGGUACGAUGACUAUGACUACGGGGAGGUGAACCAGCUCCUGGAGCGGAACCUCAAGAUCUAUAUCAAGACAGUGGCCUGCUACCCAGAGAAGACCACCCGAAGAAUGUACAGCCUCUUCUGGAGGCACUUCCGCCACUCAGAGAAGGUCCACGUGAACUUGCUGCUCCUGGAGGCCCGCAUGCAGGCCGCCCUGCUCUACGCCCUCCGAGCCAUCACUCGGUACAUGACCUGACUCCUGCCCAAGACCUGGGCCUGGAGCAGCUGACCCUGGGGAUAUCAUCGUCCCAGCAAGAACUUCUGUGUCUGGAGACAGACCCGAUCCCUUUCUGUCCCACGCCCGCCCACCACGCUCUGGGGGGGUGGGCUUUUGUGUGCCAUGCAGCCACGCCCUUUGUUUUCUCACUGGAAUGGACAGGAUCUCUGGGAUCUGAGCUUUGUCCCCGGCAGCUGGAAGAGGACUAGCAGAUCCCCAGGGGCCAUGCCCCUUCUCCUGCCCCUACACCCAGAGGCAGAGGGCACCGGAAGUAAAAUGGGCUGACUUUGGACCAUGCGCCCCCAGGGUGGGCCCCAGGCUCCGCAAGUACUGUGACCUUCCUGGACCGGGAAGGUCCUUCGCCGGCCCCCAGGGAGAGAGGCAAACAGGUCCAGGAACUGACACUCCAAGCAGCUUUCAUUUUCCUCCUCCCUCAUUCCUUUCUCAUUUACCUCUCACCUGCCAUUCACCCAUCAAUGUGAAAGUCAGGGUCACAGCUGGUCUGUGCAUCCAGCUCCCCAAAAACCCGUUCUGUCAGACAACCUGAAGGCCCCCUGUUUCCUGACUGCCCCAGCCCUACUUCACUUCCUUUGACGUCCUUUGCCCUCCUGCCCUCCUCUCCCACACCUGGUGCCCCACGAGAGCGACCGAGUACUUCAAACCAGUAGGUUAUCAUUAGAGGAUUGGAGUAGCUCUGUUGGUCACCGCUUUCUGAAGAGUAGGAAGUAUUAGAGUCUAAGUUCUCUGUAUUUUGGUCCUUUAUGGGUGAAAUUCAAACCUCUUCAGCGGCUCGCCUCUGAAGCCAUGGUCAGUGGCAACAAGGAGGCGGAGGGCGGGGCAGUCUGCUCUGUCCAGAGCUGCACCUGCCCAGCACCCUGCCCUCCUGUCUCCUGUGGCUCUGCUGCACACGUUUGCCAAAAUCUUGAUCCUUUCUAGGUGGCACAUGGCCCAAAGGGAGAGGCAGGAGAUCCCCCGGUUCUUGUUUGGACCCUGCCACUGGCCAGGUGACCAUGGCGAUAUUGCCAAAACUCCUUGACCUCUAUCUCCGAAGCUGCAUUGCCGACCGAGAGGUGGGGCUAAGUUCCAUGUCUGGGUUUCUCAGGCCACCCUGCCAGCAGUGAGCCACAAAUCUUGAAGGAUUUUGAAGGCCCCUGGGAGCCCCCCACUCUUGCAGUCAGUCUCCUGGCUACCUCCAAGGACCAUCCAGUUUCUGUCCCCUCUCCUCAAUUUUAGGUGGAUUGCUUGGAGGCAGAAGCAACCAAGGACUGAUCCCAGGCACUUUUUGUAGCAAAUAAGCUGUGAAUUAUGACUUCCCUUGCCCUUUUUUCAGUAGUAUGUGACUCCUCUCUGACCAGUUUGGAGGUGACUGAAAGAAGCCAAAGGCCAAGAUGCUGCUGGCUGCUGCGCUCCUCUCUGGGCUGGGGCAGGGGAGGGGCCUGGUCGGUGUGCCGCAUUUCUUCCCCAUGCAGGCGUGGGGAUGUGACUGGCACCCCCGCAGGCCUCUCGGCCCGCCCUGCAGUGAAGUUGGGCUGGAGGGAAAGUGCCCCAGCCCUGGGGUUCGGGUUCGAGAGGGGACACGAUGACUCUGUAAAUGUCCUGUAGGUGGGUGGGGAGGGCUAUUCAGUGUUCAAGAACAGAAGUCUUUGGCUUUGCUACCAGUUCUGUAUGAUGAGAAAUAAAUGUUCACCAAGGUUUUGUUUUGUA
Messenger RNA from Phyllostomus hastatus (greater spear-nosed bat), 3538 nucleotides. RefSeq names its product sestrin 2 (gene SESN2). The transcript has 10 exons. The coding region runs from base 371 to 1813 and encodes 480 amino acids. The record is from RefSeq and is a predicted model, not a curated record. Gene Ontology annotation, biological process: cellular response to leucine starvation; cellular response to L-leucine; positive regulation of macroautophagy. NCBI's taxonomy places the organism in Eukaryota, Metazoa, Chordata, Mammalia, Chiroptera, Phyllostomidae. Gene Ontology annotation, molecular function: L-leucine binding; oxidoreductase activity, acting on peroxide as acceptor. Gene Ontology annotation, cellular component: nucleus.